This is a messenger RNA of Phragmites australis (common reed), 2367 nucleotides long. RefSeq names its product butanoate--CoA ligase AAE1-like. The transcript has 2 exons. Bases 77 to 1717 code for a protein of 546 amino acids. The record is from RefSeq and is a predicted model, not a curated record. NCBI's taxonomy places the organism in Eukaryota, Viridiplantae, Streptophyta, Magnoliopsida, Poales, Poaceae.
UUGAUGGUUUGUACUUAGUCGAAGAAGCUAACAGGGACUAGGGAGAGCCAUCCCAUUUCGCAUACACGCUGCUGCCAUGGAAGGAUCCAAGUGGUGCGCUGCGAACUACGUGCCGCUCACGCCGCUCAGCUUCUUGGAGCGCGCCGCUCUCGUGUACGGUGGCCGCACGGCCGUCGUCUGCGGCGACAAGCGUUACUCGUGGCGCGAGACGCGAGAACGGUGCCUCGCCGGGGCGUCCGCGCUCGCGCACCGCGGCGUCGGCCGCCGAGACGUGGUCGCGGUCAUUGCCUCGAACAUACCGGCGAUGUACGAGCUUCAUUUCAGCGUGCCGAUGACCGGCGGUGUUCUCUGCACGCUGAACACCCGGCACGACGCGUCCAUGGUGUCAGUUCUGGUGAAACACUCGGACGCCAAGGUUUUCCUCGUCGAGUCGCAGUUCCUCGCCGUCGCCCACGACGCCCUGAGGCUCCUCGCCGACGGCAAAGACAACCUUCCUCUCCUCAUCACAAUCUCCGACGACGACGACAACGACGGCAGCGUCAUGGAUUACGAAGCUCUUCUGCGGAGUGCGCCACGCGGCUUCGAUAUCAGGUGGCCGACCGACGAGCGUGACCCCAUAUCCCUGAACUACACGUCGGGGACAACGUCGAGGCCGAAGGGCGUCAUCUACAGCCACCGCGGCGCGUACCUGAACUCGCUGGCCACAGUGCUCCUCAACGACAUGGCGACCAUGCCGGUUUACCUCUGGACCGUGCCCAUGUUCCACUGCAACGGGUGGUGCAUGGUGUGGGGCACCGCGGCGCAGGGAGGCACGAGCGUCUGCGUCGGGAGUGUGGCGCCCAAAGUCAUCUUCGAGCAGAUCGCGCUCCACGGGGUGACCAACAUGGGCGGCGCGCCCACGGUGCUCAACAUGAUCGUGAACGCGCCGGCCUCGGAGCGGAAGCCACUGCCGAGGAGGGUCCGUAUAUCGACGGGCGGCGCGCCGGCGCCUCCGCAGGUCCUGGCUAAGAUGGAGGAGCUCGGCUUCGACGUCAUGCACGGGUACGGCCUCACCGAGACGUACGGGCCGGCUACGCUCUGCGCGUGGAAGCCCGAGUGGGACGCGUUGCCGCUCGCCGAGCGCUCCCGGAUCAGGACGCUGCAGGGCGUUCCCCACCUCAUGCUUCAGGACAUGGUCAUCAAGGACCCCAUGACCAUGGAGACCUUGCCCUCCGACGGGCGCACCGUCGGCGAGGUCAUGCUCCGCGGGAACACGGUCAUGAGCGGGUACUACAAAGACGCGGCCGCCACGGAGGAGACCAUGCGCGGCGGGUGGCUGCGCACGGGUGACCUCGGCGUGCGGCACCCGGACGGGUACCUCCAGCUGAAGGACCGGUCCAAGGACAUCAUUAUAUCGGGCGGUGAGAACAUCAGCUCGAUCGAGGUGGAGUCUGUGCUGUUUGGGCACCCUGCGGUGCUCGACGCCGCGGUGGUCGCGAGGCCGGACGAUCACUGGGGAGAGACGCCGUGCGCGUUCGUCACGCUGAAGGACGGAGCAAGAACUACAGCGGAUGACAUCACCGAGUUCUGCAGAGCACGGUUGCCGCGUUACAUGGCGCCGAGAACGGUGGUGUUCGCCGACCUACCCAAGACUGCGACGGGUAAGACACAGAAGUAUCUGCUAAGAGAGAAGGCCAUGGCCAUGGGAAGCCUUAAGCAAGGCAGAAGCAGGUUGUAGUUGGCCUAUUGCCAAUACAACGCCCCUGUGGUUGCAUACAUGAUAUCACCAUCGUUCACCUCGACAUCGGUAAAAUCUAUGUAUCUUGAAACUCCUGUGAUGCACAAGAGGAGGCCGAAGAAAAGGGGGCAGAGAUACUGCUGGACACAGAAGCCGGCACGGUGCGCGGCCAGCUACGCGCCGCUGUCGCCGCUCAGCUUCAUCGAGCGCGCGGCCGUGUACGGGGAGAGGCGGCAGACGUGGUGGGAAGCGCGGGACCGGUGCGUCAGCGACUCAGCGUGGCCGGCGCGGUCGCCACCCGCUUCGGCGUCGUGCGCGGUGAUGUGGUGAGUGGAAUAUGACCAGCAGUCCAGCACGCUCCGUACUUUGUAGCAUGUGAAUUGCUGCGUCUAGUAAAAGCGACAGUAGUAUUGCUGCGUCUAGUAAAAGCGACAGUAGUUUUGGAUCACUGUUUGUUCAUUUUUUAUCUCACUUAAUUAAAUGGGAGUAAAUCUUUAGUCUAUUUUUUUAAAAAAAAUUGAGUUACCUCAAUAUUAAAAAAAUACAAAACUCGUAUCCCUAAAUAGGAGCACAAAUAGCACCAGUCAUUCCAUGGGCGUAGGGAUGGCAGCUGGCUCCGCCGGGUUGGAUCCCCGCGGGUUUCAAACCCG